Molecule: messenger RNA, 2628 nt
Organism: Thlaspi arvense
Lineage: Eukaryota; Viridiplantae; Streptophyta; Magnoliopsida; Brassicales; Brassicaceae
Source: the annotation of a GenBank genome assembly
AAUAAUUUAUACACAAAAUAAAAAUAAUUUAAGAAAAUAAAAAAACUCCGAGGAGAAAAUAAAAAGCUUUCACCCUUAAAAUGGCUGCUCGUGUCGAGGCGGCAGCAACACACUUGUCGUCUCUCCCAGCAGCUUCUCUGGUGUUUUCGCAGUCGCGAAUCUAAUUUUUCGAGAAAUUUAUUUAGGGGCUUUGAUGCUUUGCUUUCAUUGAAGAAGAAGAAGAAGAAGAAGACGAAGGAGUGAACACAAUGAAUAUGGGAACUCACAUCAAUUUCAACAACUUAGGAGGUGGUGGACCUCCCGGAGGGGAAGGGAGCAACCAGAUGAAGCCAAUGGGUGGUGCCUAUCCCUUGGCGAGACAGUCGUCGGUUUAUUCCCUAACAUUCGAUGAGCUUCAGAGCACACUAGGUGGACCGGGGAAAGAUUUCGGGUCGAUGAACAUGGAUGAACUCUUGAAGAGCAUAUGGACUGCUGAGGAAGCUCAGGCCAUGACCAUGGCUUCUUCGGCUGCUACAGCAGUAGCGCAACCCGGUGGUGGUGUCCCCGGAGGGAAUCUCCAGAGGCAAGGCUCGUUGACAUUGCCUAGAACGAUUAGUCAGAAGACUGUUGACGAGGUCUGGAAAUGUUUGAUCACCAAGGACGGUAGUAACGGUAACAUGGUAGGUAGCAGCGGAGGAGGCGGUGGCGAGUCGAAUGUGGCUCCUGUGAGGCAACAGACGUUAGGGGAAAUGACUCUUGAGGAGUUUCUGUUUCGAGCUGGAGUUGUUAGAGAAGAUAACUGUACUCAGCAGAUGGGUCAGGUCAACGGAAACAACAACAACAACAAUGGGUUUUAUGGUAACAACGGUGCUGCUGGGGGAUUAGGCUUUGGGUUUGGUCAGCCAAAUCAAAACAGCAUAUCAUUCAAUGGCAAUAAUAACGACUCUAUGAUGUUGAAUCAGCCACGUGGUUUAGGCGUGAAAGUUGGUGGGACAAUGCAGCAGCAGCCACAACACCAGUUGCAGCAGCCUCCGCGACAGCAUCUGAGUCAGCCACAUCCACAGCAGCAGCAGCGGCUGCCUCAAAUCAUUUUUCCCAAACAAGCAAACGUAACAUUUGCUGGUCCCGUGGGUAUGGUCAACAAGAAUUACGCUGGGGCUGCGAAUAACUCCAUCAACAACAAUAAUGGAGUGGCUAGUUUCGGAGGAUCCGGGGUCACCAUUGCAGCUACUUCUCCAGGGACAAGCAGCGCAGAGAAUAAUUCUUUGUCACCAGUUCCGUAUGUGCUUAAUCGAGGAAGAAGAAGCAAUACCGGUCUUGAGAAGGUUAUUGAGAGGAGGCAAAGGAGAAUGAUCAAAAACCGGGAAUCAGCUGCUAGAUCAAGAGCUCGUAAGCAGGCUUACACCUUGGAACUGGAAGCUGAAAUUGAAAAGCUUAAGAAAGCGAACCAAGAAUUGCAGAGAAAACAGGCUGAAUUGGUGGAAAUGCAGAAGAAUGAGCAGAAGGAAUCUUCGAAACAAGCGUGGGGCAACAAAAGGCAAGCGUUGAGAAGGACACUAACCGGUCCAUGGUAAAAUCAGAAGGAAGCAACAAGAACCAAUCAAACCAGACACCGCUUUGCAUGGGACUAAUGUAAUAGGAGAUAGUGCUACCUGUACAGGAGAUUAAGAGAAAAUUUUAUUGUUUGAAAAUCUAGGUUACAGAGUAGGAGAAGUUUUCAUUAUGGAUAAUAAUGACAUAUUUGUGCCCUCGCCUUCAUUAGUCUAGGGUUUAGAUAAUCCUCUCUUCUUGUGUUUUCUGGUUUGUUGGGGUAUCUAAAAGACAUCGUUAUUUAUACAUGUCCUGAGACCUGUUGUAUGGAUUUGAAGAUUGUCUCGUCAUAACUAGGGUUAAACCGCUACUGAGAGAUUAACAACUAAAUCAUUCUUGCCUCUGUUACAAAACAUAUAUAUAUCGUUUGGUGACUUGACUCAAAAAGAGAGACCGUUUGGUGGAGAGUGAGGAGAGCCAGUCUCGAGCAGAAAACUCCGGCUACAAUGCGACCUUGAAGUAGUACUAGAGGAAGAAGCCAAGCCACGAAUGUCACCGCUUUGGAAACCAGAGUCACCUCUCAACGACCUCCCUUUGUCUUCCUCAACCGCCAUCGCAAGCCCGAGAUGCAACGGAUCACAGCUUUCGCACAACAGCCUCAGGACUUGCUUGAUCGAUGGCCUAGCCACGCCUUCUUUCUCCGUGCACCAUCUCACAACCGCCACUACUGUCUCGAGCUGUUCUCCAUCUAUGCAGUCUUUGAUUCUCGGAUCCACCAGAUCUAUGCGUCUUGAUUCUGACACCAGUAACGGCUGAGACAUCUCUACCAGGUUCCUACCUUCAUCCACCGCUCUUCUCCCCGUUAUGAUCUCUAGCAACACCACUCCGUAGCUGUACACGUCGCUCUUCUCUGUCAGUUCGUGUGUUACAACGUACUCUGGAUCUACAUAGCCUGGAGUUCCACGGAUAUCAGUAUUAACAGGUUCGAAACAGAUGGAACCAUCUCUAGAAGCAUGUGCAAGGCCAAAAUCUGCAAGCUGCGUAGAUGCGUAAAGGAAAAUCAAUUUUCUUAUGAGUUGAAACGAAUAGCCAAGUCAAUGAGCCAGAUAUGUGAUAGAG